Messenger RNA from Adineta ricciae, 1701 nucleotides. NCBI's taxonomy places the organism in Eukaryota, Metazoa, Rotifera, Eurotatoria, Adinetida, Adinetidae. The record is from the annotation of a GenBank genome assembly.
AUGGUACAAAAUAGUCCCACCCCAUUUGAUGUGGGCCGUGCAUUUGUUCAUCAGUAUUAUACACUACUACAUCAAGCGCCUCAUAUGCUUCAUCGAUUCUAUUCUACGGACAGCACAUUCAUACACGGUGGUGUUGAUCGACCAGGUUGUGUUGAACAACCAGCAGUUGGUCCCGAAAAUAUUUCUCAACGUAUCAAUGAUUUGAAUUUACGGGAGUGCCAUGCGAAAAUUCGCCAGGUCGAUUCGCACCCAACUAUUGGUGAUGGGGUUGUCGUCCAGGUUACUGGUGAAUUGUCGAAUAAUGGUGAUCCAAUGCGUCGUUUCAUGCAAACAUUCGUAUUGGCUCCCCGACAACCAAAAAAAUACUACGUACAGAAUGAUAUCUUUCGUUACCAGGAUGAAGUAUUCGACGAUGGAUCGGAUGAAGUCGACGAAGAUGAUCGAUCAGGCUCACAUAUAUACGGUGAUGCAAUUUCAAAUGCGGACAAAACUUCGAAUGCUGAUUCUUCGGUGGCACCUGUUCAGCAACCUUUACUUGUAACAGCCAAUGCACGACCACCAGUGGAAGAUCAUCAACCACUACCACCUCGUGGAGCUAGUUCAACACAUGGAACUAAUCAACAACAACAGAACAUUCCAAAUCAAGCUAGUGUUCGUCAACAAGAACAUCAGCAUGUUGGUUCAACAAACUUGAAUGGCUUCUCGAAUGCAGGUGAAACAAACAGUUAUGGUGGACUUGGCCAUACGCAUACUCAACCGCAACAGCAAGAAGCUACAGAGCCUAGCCCACAGUCAUUAAACAAUCAAGUUACUCAGGAAACUCAAGAACCAACCAAUGGAACAAACGGUUCAAACCAACAGCAGGUCAAGCAAACGCAACCAACUUCAACAACCGAAGGGAAAAAAGUUGAAGGAAAAUCCUAUGCUGGCAUUGCUAAAUUACAUCAACCAGCUGGUGCUCCUACAACUGUUAACGCAUCAGUAACACCAACCGUACGCAGUGUUGCGAAUCCGCCUAGUGCACCGUUAAGUAAUUCGCAACAGCCAAAUACAAUCCGUCCGCAAACGAAAGCACAACCAAUCACAAACAAUCGACCAACUGGUAGCGCUCAACUGGGUCAACGACAAUACCCACAACAACGAGGUAAUACUAAUUACUAUGAACAAACUAAUCGUGGUACAAAUGUCGCUACAGCGCCCAAUGAACAGCAGGUCUUCGUUGGCUCAUUGCCAUUGGAUUUCACGGAAAAAACCUUGAUUGAAUGCUUCUCAGAAUAUGGUAAUGUUAUUGAUGCCAAAAUCUACACGCCACUUCAUGACAACAAGAAGAAUUUUGGAUUUGUCGUUUUUGAUAACCCGGAAAGUGCAGCAGCACUUGUUACCAAGGAACAUAUCAUGUACAAUGGUACAAUACGCUUGAAUGUUGAACCGAAAACACAGCGAAAUUAUCCGUCAAAUAAUAACAAUACAGGCAGUAAUAUAAACAAUGCUGCUCAAGGUGGUAACCGUAAUAGUAACUACUCAGGAAGAGGUGGUGCUCGAGGAGGUAAUCGAACAUCUUAUCGUGGAGGUAGCAAUAGUUCACGACGUGGUGGUAGUGGUGGUCAAUUCAAUAAUAAUCCGUCAUCGUUCACCACAAGUGAUGAGAAUAACAAUGACUACCGAAUUAGCAAACCGCAACCACAACAACAACCGAUAUAA